AAGAAGCCGAAAGGGAACAAUCACAAACCGCCAGUGUUUGAUUUAUUUUCUUGCGUAAUUUCAGCUCUAUUUUGUGUUUUAUCACAGAGCGUCUACAAAAGGACACCAUGCCCGUUAUUUGUGCGGCGAUAGGGUGCAACAAUAAAUUUGUAAAAGGGUCGGAAAUAAGAUUUUACCGGUUCCCACUCAGCAAACCUCAACUUGCCAGCAAAUGGGUACACAGCCUGGGGAUGAAAAACUUCAUCCCCACUGCCAACACCUGCCUCUGCUCGGAGCACUUCAGGACCGACUGCUUCAGGGAUUACAACGGCAAACAGUUUCUGAGGGAGGACGCGGUGCCCACCAUAUUCACCCAUGGGCAGGAUUCUUCAAAGAUUGAACUGCGAAAAAGAGGAGUGAUACCUAAGGAGACAAACGUCCCAACUCCAAUAGGAACACAAGCGGACAAAGACAGAGUGAGAGAAGCCGCCAAUCUACGCAGAGACAAAAGAGGAGGACUGAGGGGUGGACGAGGCGGCCGUGGAGGAAAACAACUGACUGACAGGCAGACGUUGGGGGCCAAAAGCAGAGUGUACGACAACAAAGGCCGGCUGCUCUCCAACGGCAACGACAUGUGCGACUGUCUGGAUGUGGACUGUAUGGGCUGCUUCUACCCUUGCCCCGAGUGCGGCUCGCGCAAGUGCGGCGUGGAGUGCCGCUGCGACAGGAAGUGGCUUUACGAGCAGGUGGAGGUGGAAGGCGGAGAGAUCAUCCGCAAUAAGUUUGCUAUUUAGUUAGCAGUGACUCUUCGGCUUUAAAUGUUAAAUCAUGGAACCAUGGGGCUUCUGGGAAUCCAGCUCCUGAAUCCAGCUCCUGAAUCCAGCUCCUGAAUCCAGCUCCUGAAUCCAGUUCCUGUAUCCAGCUCCGAGCCCAGCUGCUGGUGGAUCGUUCAAGAACACAAUGAUGUUUAAAAGAAUCUUCCACAAUAUUAAUUAAUAACAGUUUCUGCAGAGCUUCUGCCCGUGGUAGAAACUCUGCAGAACAAAGUAAGUAUUCUGCUGAAUGUUGGAUGUGCAUUUUGUUGUUCCUUUUUUUUUUUUUCACUUUUGUGUUUUACAUGAAGAACAUUUGUA
This is a messenger RNA of Seriola dumerili (greater amberjack), 1112 nucleotides long. It is a transcript of the gene arl14ep, whose product is annotated as ADP ribosylation factor like GTPase 14 effector protein. NCBI's taxonomy places the organism in Eukaryota, Metazoa, Chordata, Actinopteri, Carangiformes, Carangidae. Gene Ontology annotation, cellular component: intracellular membrane-bounded organelle. The coding region runs from base 108 to 773 and encodes 221 amino acids. The transcript is spliced from 4 exons. The record is from RefSeq and is a predicted model, not a curated record.